Messenger RNA from Bombus pascuorum, 2033 nucleotides. RefSeq names its product cyclin-K (gene CycK). Gene Ontology annotation, molecular function: cyclin-dependent protein serine/threonine kinase activator activity. The coding region runs from base 171 to 1403 and encodes 410 amino acids. The transcript has 7 exons. Gene Ontology annotation, biological process: positive regulation of DNA-templated transcription, elongation; regulation of transcription by RNA polymerase II. The record is from RefSeq and is a predicted model, not a curated record. NCBI's taxonomy places the organism in Eukaryota, Metazoa, Arthropoda, Insecta, Hymenoptera, Apidae. Gene Ontology annotation, cellular component: cyclin/CDK positive transcription elongation factor complex; nucleus.
AGGACACUACUCUUUACUCUUAUUUAUAAUAAACAACUUAAACGGGUUAAUAUAGAAAGUAUAUAUAAUAUAUGUAUAACAUAAUAUUAUAUAUAAUAAAAAACAUCUAAACAAGUGAAAGAAAGAGAAUACCUUAAACAUCAAACAUUAUCUUUUCAAGUGCAAUAAAAAUGCCGUGCUGGUAUUAUGAGAAGAAAGAGCUACGAAAUACACCAUCCAUUCAAGAUGGAAUUGACUAUGAAACAGAAUGCAGAUAUAGGAAAGAAGGGGCCAGAUUUAUUAUUGAUACAGGAACUAAAAUGGAUUUAGGAUAUAAUACAAUGGCAACUGGAGUUGUUUACUUCCAUAGAUUCUAUAUGUUUCAUUCAUUUAAAAACUUCCCAAGAUAUGUAACUGCGUCCUGUUGUUUAUUAUUAGCAGGCAAAGUAGAAGAAACCCCCAAAAAAUGCAAAGAUAUAAUUAAGACUGCAAAGUCUUUAUUAACUGAACAAAAAUUGAUGACUUUUGGAGAGGAUCCAAAGGAAGAGGUCAUAACGUUAGAAAGAAUUUUACUACAAACUAUAAAGUUUGAUUUGCAAGUUGAACAUCCAUAUAGCUACUUGCUAAAAUAUGCAAAAUGCCUUAAAGGUGAUAAAAAUAAAUUGCAGAAGAUGGUUCAAAUGGCUUGGACAUUUGUUAACGACAGUUUGUGUACAACAUUGUCAUUGCAAUGGGAACCAGAAAUUAUUGCUGUUGCUCUCAUGUAUUUAGCAGGGAAGCUUAGCAAAUUUGAAGUGGUAGAUUGGAAUGGAAGAUUACCAAAACAUUUACGUUGGUGGGAUAUGUUUGUUGAGGAUGUUACUAUGGAUCUUCUAGAAGAUAUAUGUCAUCAAGUAUUAGAUUUGUAUUCACAAGCAAAUAACACAAAGCCACCAGAUUCACCACCUUUAACACCAUCUAAUGAGCCUUGUAGAGAUAGAGCUAUAAUAGCACCUUCCACAGAAUCAACAUCUACUACACCAAAUGUUACACCAGGCAAGGCUACUAAAGUUGAAGCAGUUGCAGUCUCUGCAAAUGGUUGUUUAACUACAGAUACCACAGAUGCAAUAAAACCAAUGGAUGUGCCAACGCAUUUUCAAACAUAUCCGACCAAUUUUGCACAUAGUAAUAUCAAUUAUCCCCCAGCGUUUCCUCCAGCAAAUGUUUCUGUACCUCCACCUUCUGUAAACACAAUGAAUCACAUUGUCCCACCGAUGCAUCAUAUGGGUUCCUCUGGUACCAUUAGACCUGCACCGCCUACAUCUACUACAACCCCAACACCGUUUCAACCAUAUCCUUAUCCUACAAACGCGUCAUACUUCCCUCCAAAUAAUCCAGUACCUCCAGCACCUACACCGCGUGCGUAUUAUCCACCGCAACCUUAACACAUAGAAAUUUAUAAGACCAAAUAUACAAUGUUUGCUUGUGUGUAAACGCCAUUAUUGUAAUUGAAGUUAAUAUUAUCAAAGAGGUAAUAGUUGAAUCUUGUCUUGUAAUCUAAAUCUUGUAAAUAUUGUAAAUAUGUAAAGUUUACAAUUAACAAUAAUAUUUAAUUAUAAAAUUUUUAUAUUAUUAAUAUUUAUGCGUUUCAAUUCAUAAUUUAAAUAAGGAAAUAUAAAUACAAAACUUCUAAGGGAAAGUCAGUCAAAGAUUUACAUGUAAAGGUUGCCUUUAUUAAAAAAGUUUUUUCCAGAAAAUGUAACAGCAUGCAAUGGUGCAUAAUUUGCUAAUAAUUUUAAAAGCGGUUCUGCAGAUAAUGAGUCCAAUACAAUACUGUCUGUAUAUAAAACAUACAAAACUGCAGGUAGUUCCAUAAUUUGAGCAUAUGACAAUACUGAAACAUGUAUGUUUGUUAAUGAACUUUUAUCUGAAAAUAUAGUUUGUAUUAUUUGAAUAUUAACCUCCUGCUGUUACUCCAUAUAUAAUAUUUGGCUGCUCUAAGUAUGGCUCUUUCGAUUUGCAAAUAUUCUCUCCACUUUUUGUAGUCAACAUCCUUAAGAAAGAAGGUACUGUUG